Messenger RNA from Symbiodinium necroappetens, 2574 nucleotides. The record is from the annotation of a GenBank genome assembly. Lineage: Eukaryota; Dinophyceae; Suessiales; Symbiodiniaceae.
AUGUCAACAGAAGAAGAAGGAUCGGAAGAGGACGAGCAGCAGGAGGCUCGACAAAGCAAGGAGUCAGGAAAGGUUCCCAAGGCGAAGGCGCAGACGGCGACCGUGGACCAGUUCUUCAAGAAAAAGCCGAAAGAGGAGGCAACAAAGGAGGCGGAGAAGCCCGCAAAAGCGAAGAAGGAUAAGGCAAAGGAAGAGGAGGAGGAGGAGGAAGCCAAGCCUAAAAAAGCGAAGAAGAACGAGGCAAAGGAAGAGGAGGAGGAAGCCAAGCCUAAAAAAGCGCAGAAGGAUGAGGCAGCAAAGGAGGAGAAGCCCAAAAAAGCGAAGAAGGAUAAGGCAAAGGAAGAGGAGGAGGCCAAGCCCAAAAAAGCGAAGAAGGAUGAGGCAAAGGAAGAGGAGGAGGCCAAGCCCACAAAAGCAAAGAAGGAUAAGGCAAAGGAAGGUGAGGAGGCCAAGCUCAAAAAAACGAAGAAGAAUGAGGCAGAGGAAGAGGAGGAGGCCAAGCCCAAGAAAGCGAAGAAGGAUAAGGCAAAGGAACAGGAGGAAGCCAAGCUGAAAAAAGCGAAGAAGAAUGAGGCAAAGGAAGAGGAGGAGGCCAAGCCCAAAGAAGAAAAGUCAGGAUCAAAAAGGAAGGGUGAAGGUUCCGCCAAAGUUGCAAAGAAGAGGAAAGGCAAUGCCCCCCAGUUGGCAAUCGAAGACCAGGAGGAGCGAAGCAAGCAGCCCGAGGAGAAAUCCAAAGCCAAGGCUACGAAAGAUGCAGGGGAGGGAAAGAGUGAUGCAAAGAGUGCAAACAAAACAAAGAAGAAAGAGAAGGGAGCCAAGCAGAAGAAGAAGUUGGCCAAGGCAGAGAAGAAGUUGGAAACCAUAAACUCCAGUACGCAUCACACAGAAUACUUGAGAUACAAACGCUGGAUCAAGAACCGCAAACGAUUCCCCCAGGCACUUGUUGGUAGGAUUGAAACGGAAGAUGGAAGGGCCAAUCUCUUCAGAGACUACAUAGAGGCCGGGGGGAAGGUGGAGCAGAUCCUCCUGAAGCACGAACAGAUGCUGUGCGAGCAGCAGAGGACGAUCAUCGAUCCGGAGUCACCGGAAGACAAGCUGUAUUUCGUGUUUGUCGAGAUCAAUAUCGAUGAUAUCCGCGAGCUGAAACGUAUAACGAAGCUGGAGUUGAGUGGAGGUGUAGAUUCAGAAACUCUGGCAGCCUUCACCAAGGCAGGUGGAGUCCUGGACCCAAAGGCACAGCUUGCGAGCGCAGAUGGAAAGGGCAGUCAAGCGGCCAUGAACAAAGCUUUGGAGCUGUCCCAGCUCAACAAGGGCACCGGAAGCAAGCAGAACAACCGAAAGAAAAACAAAGACAAGGGCAAAGAAGACGCGAAGGAGGUGAAGCCCAACGAGCCGAUCGAAGAUGCCAAGGCGUUGCAGCAUGUGGUUCUGAAAGAUUGCAACACUUGCCGGGAAAAUGCUUUCAAGCUGGCCCCGCUGAGAAUGUCGGGUCCACUUAUAUCACAGCUGAAGGCUGUGGAGGUGUCACUGACGGCAAAGGCCACAAUUCUGCAGAAGCUGAUUGCGAAGAAGAAGAACAAGAAGAAGCAUUAUAAACAGGUGACUGGAGAGGUUCAGGAGCUGCAGAAGUUGGCCAAAGAGCGAGUGGAUUUGGCCAAAGCCUUGAUUCGGGCUAGUGCAAAGUCAUCAAAGCCGGCCUCCCCGGGGAAAGGAAAGGAGGCCACGAAGAGAGGUCUUUUCAAAGGUGGUAUGCGAAAUGCUCGAAAAUUCCGAUGGGAGAAGUUGAACUUCCGCUUCGUCUGGAGAAGCCUGGUGGUGAUGUUUGUGAGUGGUUGGCGAUUUGCUUUCAGUGGUUGCAAAGGCGACUGGGAGGCGAAGGUCUACAUCCACAAGCUACAGAGGGGUGAUGUGACGCUGAGCGACUUGCAGAAAAAACUGCAGACGGAUGUGUGGAAACACUACAAAGCAUGGUGUCGCGAGAACGCUGUCGCUGCAUGUGGGCAUCGCUUCAGCUUGAUUCGUUUCGGAAAAGAGGCAUGGAACCAUGCCCCGGAAUUAGCGAGCUGCUACAAAGCCUACACGGUCAAGCAAAUGAUAUACUGGGCGCAUGCGUACUUGGUGGAUACGAUGCCUCAGUCACGACACGACCUCACAUGUGCUUCAUAUUCGAUGGCGAAGAUGCAGUUCAACAUGGAUAUAAGCGGGCCGUUUUUCCAGGAAGACCUAAAAAAGGAUACCGUUCUUAUGGGCCGCAGCUUCCUUGUGUUCUAUCAACGCCUUGCAGUUCAAAAUGCAAACUCUGCUCGAAAGAACUUCAAAAUCAUUCCAAAGCACCACUCCUUUCUUCACCUUAUGUUCUAUGUCGACCGUACAGCCCGGAACCCGCGGAGAUUUGGAUCUGACUUCGCAGAUAUUUCGGAUUGGUAUGAGCACUGCUAUCAAGACGAAGACUUGAUGAAGGAGAUUGGCCGCAUAUGCUCCAGCUGCCACCCUGCGACUAUGCAUUAUGUUACAUGCAAUCGUUACCGAGCUCUCCUCGAGUAUGGAGAAGUUUUUGAAAGGAAAACUGGCUGA